AUGAUAAUAUCUUACAGUCUGUGGAUCGGACUAAUCGGAGUAUCACUACUAGUGAUUCACUAGUAUCAGACAGCCAGUCGUCCAGAGUUCCAGUUAAAAAGACAAUAUUAUUUGAUAUUAAUCUGACUGUCAAAGCAAUUAGCAAAGCCCGAAAGCCGGCGUCCGCCGCCCCGGCUGCAAACACUUUGCGUUUGAAGCAUGAUCCUAUAUUUCCGGCAGUCAACAUUUCGAUCUUCAGCAGCCGCCGGCUAGAGCCCAUGCCCCCAGAUAUCGGUGGUUGUCAUUAGAUUAAAAAAAUAAUAAUAGGGAUGUUUGCUUUCAGUGUUCGGAUGUUUCAAAUCUAAACCAUGAUCAUUCAAAACCAGCAUCUAGUGUCUCCCUAAAACGAAGAUUAUAAUAAACUUAUCAAUUUCUGUCCUAUACUACUUUAAAAGAGUAACUGGAAAGACAAGUCAGUAAAAUUAUUUAUAUUUUACUUCAUUGAAUCAUGGAACUUAAUGAUGAAAAUGAACCAUGCACUGUAAACAUACCUAAUGAAAAAAUCCUAGAUCAGAAACUAAAUUCUGAUGAUUCAGAUGAUUCUGGUGUCACUGUAAAAAAAAUUGAAAAAAAAGAUGUUAAUGUUGACGAUGAAGAAGAUGAUGUUGACAUCGAUGAAGACUUGACCGUGACACAGACGGGGAAUAUGUGUAUAUUGGCAGAAAAUUCGUUGUGUGAUAAAGGAGAAGAUGAAUGGUUAAUUGAUGAAGAUAGUGAUCACUCUCUUGAAUUUGAUUUAAGUUUAUCAACUUCUAAAGAAUAUAAGGAGGAUAAAAAUACUAAUUCAAAAUCACCAAAGUUCACCUCUGGCUCUAAAAUAAACGAACCAAUUCCCAAUGUUAAAGAAACUAAAGAAGAAUCAGAUGUCCAGAAAGUAUCUCCAGAAAUGAUUAGACAUCUACAAAAAUACACUAACUUAACUUUAAAUGAAAUAUAUCGCCCACCACAUUCAAUCAUACUUGGUCCAACACCUUCAACAAACUUACCUGGUCCAUCAAGUUCAACCAGCAUACCUGGUCCAUCUGGUUCAAUCAACUUACCUGGUCCAUCAUCUUCAAUAAACUUACCUGGUCCAUCGAGUUCAAACAGCAUACCUGAUCCAUCUGGUUCAAUCAACUUACCUGGUCCAUCAUCUUCAAUAAACUUACCUGGUCCAUCGAGUUCAACCAGCAUACCUGGUCCAUCAUGUUCAACCAACCUAUCUGGUUCAAUCAACUUACCUGGUCCAACAUCUUCAAUAAACUUACCUGGUCCAUCGAGUUCAACCAGCAUAGCUGGUCCAUCUGGUUCAAUCAACUUACCUGGUCCAUCUAGUUCAACAAGCAUACCUGGUCCAUCGUGUUCAACCGGCUUCUCUGGUUCACCUUGUGGUUUUUCUUCACGUCAAUUUCCUAGUUUACUUGAUGAUGAAGAUUUAGAUGAUAUUAAUUUGAGUAAAAAACAACAAGUACUACUUAUAAGUAGUUUUUACAAUAAAAUGUUUAUGAACGAUUGUGGUAAACAAGAAAAUAGUGAACUAAAUCAAGAUAUUGAAAUAUCAAAUUUAGAAGAUUGUGAUUAUGUUAAACAUUAUAUAUCAGAGUACACAAAUUUAAAAAUUUCUGAUGAAGAACCAGAAACCGAAAAUACUGAAUAUUUUGUAGAAGACCCAGAUAUUGUUAACCCCGAUAUAAUGUACAAUAUUGAUCUUAAUGAAUAUUAUAAUGAGUUGGAUCUUUUAGCUUUAAAAGUUUUAAAAACACCUGAUGAUCCAACAGGAUUGGUUGAAUACAAUCAAUUGCCUCCUAUUCCUCAAAUUGAACAGACACGUCGAAAAUUUACUCGAAGCGAACGUUUUAGAUUUGCAAAUGGUAUUAUGGAAAACGAGUACCAAAUUGAUCGUGAUGACUGGAAUAAAAUAAUGGUAAAACGAUCUGUAGUAUUCACAGCUCAUGCUGGAUUUAGUAUAGCAAACGAAGAGAGCUUAUAUGUUUUAGCAGAUGUAGCUAUUGAUUACGUAAAAAAAUUGGCUCUUAUUAUGAAAAAACAUUUUGAUAUUCAAGCAAAUAGCCCAUAUCCAGAUAGUGUUGAUCCAAUUGAUAAUAGUCUUCAAGAGAUUGGUGUAAAAGGUGGUAUAAGAGAACUGAUUGAACAUUAUGAAAAUGAUGUUUUUGGUAGACGUAACAAGCUUUUAAAGAAAUGUCAACAUUUGAAAAAGGUUAUUGAUCGCCAAAUCAACGAUAUAAUUAAACCCCAAAAUGUCAACCCUGAGGAUUUUGAAGAAGAAUACUUAACUAACGAAGUAGAAGAAAAUAUUUUAUCGAAAGAAAUGGAUGCAAUAACAGAAGAAGAAAAAACUGAAAUUGAGUCAGGAAUUGAAGAAGUUAUAAUUGAAACACAAUAUUGUACAGAUGAAAAUAUAUUCAUAGAUACUGAAAUCGAGCAGAUAGAUCCUAUCUAUGUUGACAGUACAGAUUUUGAAGUGAAGAUAAAUAAUGGUUCAAAAAAUAUUAAAAAUAUAAAAACCAAUGCAAUGAAUAUUAAAGAUAAAAAGAUAAACAGUUCAAAAAUUCCAGACUCUGAUAAUUUAAAGGAAUUUGAUCUUUUAAAACCAUUAGUUGAUCCUACAGAAUAUACUAAGUAUGGACAUUCUGGUGGAAAGGAAAAAAUUACCGAGUGCAAGCAACCUUGUGCUUCAGAGAGUGAUCCUGAUCCUCCAAAACCAGAAAAAUCAUUAGACCUAGGUACUCCGAAAAAAGUAAUGAAAUACCUCUACUCACCAUUAGAAGUAUCACCACAAGUACAGCUAGAUGUACCUGUUGAAGAUGAAAAUGAUCUUGGACUUAGUAGAAUGACAGAUCAAUUAGAUGAAGAUUUUGAGACUUCGUUCACAGACGACAAUGUCCAAACAAUAUAUGUCCAUACAAUGUCUGAUAUCGAUGAGGCAAUGUCUUUGUAUGAUGAUAAUGCUGACAAUUAUUUAGAUAAUACUGUUCAAAUCAUUCCUGUAGCUAAUGAGAAUGAUGAUUCCGAUUCAAACAUUGAUUAUGAUAUAGUCUCUGUGCAUUCUUUUAUUUAAGAUUUAAAAUGAUGAAAAUUCUAUUAAUCAGGUAUAGACUUAACAUUAAUAUUACUUAUACAAUAAUUUGUACUACAAAAAUAUAUUUAAAGUUCAAUUUUUAAAUAGGUAUUAUGAUAAAAUUAAAAAUAAUAUAUAAUUACUAGGGCC
Molecule: messenger RNA, 3247 nt
Organism: Acyrthosiphon pisum (pea aphid)
Lineage: Eukaryota; Metazoa; Arthropoda; Insecta; Hemiptera; Aphididae
Exons: 3
Coding region: 488-3097 (869 amino acids)
Cellular component (GO): SAGA complex
Molecular function (GO): transcription coactivator activity
Source: RefSeq, a predicted model, not a curated record